AUGAGUGCUAGUUCGCAGAUGGAAUAUAAAGAUAUCCCUAAAAGAUACAUAGAUCCUUCUGCUCCAAAAGAUGUGGGUGAAGGAAGCAGAGUUAAUGGUAAAGACUGGAAAAUCAAGAAGGAUGCCUUCAGAGUGAAAACUCUAGGUGUAAAAAAGUUAAGUACAUGGGAACACAGAGAACAGAAAAAGUUGGAGCAACAGCAAUAUAAAACAAGAUUGCAAGACUUGAAACAAGAAAAGGAAGAUGCCAAAAACCAAAGAAUUUCCGAUUUGAAGAGAAGAAGAGAAAUUAAGGCCGAAAAGGAAAGAUACGAAAAGAUGGCCCUCAAAAUGCAUGCUAAGAAGGUCGAUAGAAUGAGAAAGAGAGAAAAGAGAAACAAGAUGUUGAAAGAACGUUGA
Messenger RNA from Debaryomyces hansenii CBS767, 399 nucleotides. RefSeq lists its product as uncharacterized. The transcript has a single exon. NCBI's taxonomy places the organism in Eukaryota, Fungi, Ascomycota, Pichiomycetes, Serinales, Debaryomycetaceae. The record is from RefSeq and is a predicted model, not a curated record. Bases 1 to 399 code for a protein of 132 amino acids.